Dama dama (fallow deer) is the source of this 4123-nucleotide messenger RNA. RefSeq names its product kelch like family member 4 (gene KLHL4). NCBI's taxonomy places the organism in Eukaryota, Metazoa, Chordata, Mammalia, Artiodactyla, Cervidae. The coding region runs from base 163 to 2349 and encodes 728 amino acids. Gene Ontology annotation, molecular function: protein binding. The record is from RefSeq and is a predicted model, not a curated record. The transcript is spliced from 11 exons.
AGUAUUCGCAGUGGACCACAAACAGUGGGGGAGGGGGGAACAAGAAAGACUGCUCUCGACACUUGUGCUUUUGUUAGUCCUACAGAAGAGGCAGAAAAACAAGAGAUAACAAAGGCUGUUUCCUUUCUGUGAGAGAAGGCUUUCGUCUUUCCUCCUGCAACAAUGUCAGUAUCUGGCAAGAAAGAGUUUGAUGUGAAACAGAUCCUAAGACUACGCUGGAGAUGGUUUAGUCAUCCUUCUCAAGGCUCACCCAACACUGGAAACUGCCUUCAGCAGGAAGGAUAUGAGCAUAGAGGGACCCCGGUUCAGAGCAGAUUGAAGAACCACUCUCGGGACAGAAAUGGACUGAAGAAAAGCAACAGUCCUGUCCACCACAGCAUACUACCACCAGUGCCAGAAUUGGCCCCUGCCCAUCAAAGAGCCCUUCAGAACUGGCACUCACGAAAACUGAUAGAACAUCUUCGAGCAAAUGAAGAUACUCCUAAAGCAGUUCCAGGGAAUUUGUUCAAAGAAGCUUAUGAGAAACACUCACAAGAUGUGGAGAUGAUGGCUGAUGACAAUACAGAAGAUUCUACAGCAGGAUUGGCUACACAGCAUGCUGAAGACAUGAGUGUUAGCAGAUCUGAGGAGCAGUUCCAUGCCGUAAACCAUGCACAAAAAACUCUUCAAAAAAUGGAGAACUACUUGAAAGAGAAACAAUUGUGUGAUGUGUUACUCAUUGCUGGACACCUCCGGAUUCCUGCGCAUCGGUUGGUUCUUAGUGCAGUGUCUGAUUAUUUUGCUGCAAUGUUUACUAAUGAUGUGCUUGAAGCCAAACAAGAAGAGGUCAAGAUGGAAGGAAUCGAUCCUAAUGCACUUAAUUCCUUAGUGCAGUAUGCCUAUACAGGUGUCCUGCAAUUGAAAGAAGAUACUAUUGAAAAUUUGCUGGCUGCAGCUUGUCUCCUGCAGCUGACUCAAGUCAUUGAAGUCUGCUCCAAUUUUCUUAUAAAGCAGCUCCACCCUUCAAACUGCUUAGGGAUUCGAUCAUUUGGAGAUGCCCAAGGCUGUACAAAGCUCCUAAAUGUGGCACAUAGAUACACAAUGGAACACUUCAUCGAGGUAAUACAGAACCAAGAAUUCCUCCUCCUUCCAGCUAAUGAGAUUUCAAAACUUUUGUGCAGUGAUGACAUUAAUGUGCCUGAUGAAGAAACCAUUUUCCAAGCUCUAAUGCUGUGGGUGGGGCAUGAUGUGCAGGCUAGGCAACAAGACCUAGCAAUGCUGCUUUCUUACAUCAGAUUGCCGUUACUUCCACCACAGUUACUGGCAGAUCUUGAAAACAGCUCCAUGUUUACUGGUGAUCUUGAAUGUCAGAAACUCCUGAUGGAAGCUAUGAAGUAUCAUCUCUUACCUGAGAGAAGACCCAUGAUGCAAAGUCCUAGGACAAGGCCUAGAAAAUCAACUGUGGGAGCACUUUAUGCUGUAGGAGGAAUGGAUGCUAUGAAAGGUACCACUACAAUUGAAAAAUAUGACCUCCGGACCAACAGCUGGCUACACAUUGGCACCAUGAAUGGGCGUAGGCUUCAGUUUGGAGUUGCUGUUAUUGAUAACAAACUCUAUGUUGUGGGAGGAAGAGAUGGUUUAAAAACUUUGAAUACUGUGGAAUGUUUUAAUCCAGUUGGCAAAAUCUGGACAGUGAUGCCUCCCAUGUCAACACAUAGGCAUGGCUUAGGUGUAGCCACACUUGAAGGACCAAUGUAUGCUGUUGGUGGCCAUGAUGGAUGGAGUUAUCUAAAUACAGUAGAAAGAUGGGACCCUGAGGGACGUCAGUGGAAUUACGUGGCCAGUAUGUCAACUCCUAGAAGCACAGUUGGUGUAGUCGCAUUAAACAAUAAGCUAUAUGCUAUUGGUGGACGUGAUGGAAGUUCCUGCCUCAAAUCUAUGGAAUAUUUUGACCCACACACUAACAAAUGGAGUCUGUGUGCUCCAAUGUCCAAAAGACGUGGAGGUGUAGGAGUUGCAACAUACAAUGGAUUCUUAUAUGUGGUUGGGGGUCAUGAUGCCCCUGCUUCUAACCAUUGCUCCAGACUUUCUGCCUGUGUUGAACGGUAUGAUCCAAGAAAUGAUUCAUGGUCAACUGUGGCACCUCUGAGUGUUCCUCGAGAUGCUGUUGCUGUAUGUCCCCUUGGAGACAGACUCUAUGUGGUUGGAGGAUAUGAUGGACACACUUAUUUGAACACUGUUGAAUCGUAUGAUGCACAGAAAGAUGAAUGGAGAGAGGAAGUUCCUGUUAAUAUUGGAAGAGCUGGUACAUGUGUUGUGUUGGUGAAGCUACCAGAAACUAUCUUUAUCAAAGGGGAGGGAACCAAAUAAUCUCAAGAAAUGGAGUAGGAAGAGAAGAGGAAGAAGAAACUUGUCCUUUCCUUCGAUUAGUAACCAAACAUGAAAAUUCUUGUGUCAUUUUAAUGUGCAGUUAUAAAUGCUCUCAUUUGUGAAGCCAAAGUAAAGUUCGAACAUUAACUACAUAUAGGUGUUUAGUGUAUAUGUUGUUGCAGUUAAUAUAAAUGAAACGUCAGUAGUCUAGGUUUAGCCUUAUUAUUUUAAAAUGUUAAAAACCUUUCAGGGAAAUUGAUAGUGACCAAAGUAUUAAAGGUUAUAAGAGUAUGAGUAAUUUUAAGUUAGUCUGAUAAGUUAAAAAAACAUUACUGUAUACUAACACAUAUAUAUGGAAUUUAAAAAGAUGGUAACGAUAACCCUAUAUGCAAAACAGAAAAAGAGACACAGAUGUACAGAACAGACUUUUGGACUCUGUGGGAGAAGGCGAGGGUGGGAUGUUUCGAGAGAACAGCAUCGAAACAUGUAUACUAUCAAGGGUGAAACAGAUCACCAGCCCAGGUUGGAUGCAUGAGACAAGUGCUCAGGCCUGGUGCACUGGGAAGACCCAGAGGGAUCGGGUGGAGAGGGAGGUGGGAGGGGGGAUCGGGAUGGGGAAUACAUGUAAUUCCAUGGUUGAUUCAUGUCAAUGUAUGACAAAACCCACUACAAUAUUAUAAAGUAAUUAGCCUCCAACUAAUAAAAAUAAAUGAAAAAAAAUUUCUAUUUCCAAAAAAUAUAAGCACCCUAUUAUUUAGAACAUAACUAAUAUAAAAGAUCUAAAGCUUAAAUUACAACAUUUGAUUUUCAGUAAGACAUCAUCUUCAUAUUCAAACAGUAUCCCAAAUAGCUAAAUAGUAACUCACAUUUACCAAGAGGUAAAAAAAAAAAUAGGUUAAAAAAAAACUCAUACAUAAUUUGUUACACCGAUCACAGUAUGUUAAAAUUUUCACAGACAUUCUUUUUACAGUACCAUCUUUCACAGCACACAUACAGAUUUGGUAAUUCCUUAAUAUGUUGUCUUGUUAGAUUUGUUACCAGUAAAAUAUUAUUGUAAUUUCAUAUACACAAUCUAUACAAUAUAGGGGUAACUAUCUAUCAUAUUGAUACAAACUGUGACCUUAGCUUUUAAGUAUCAGGGCCUCACUUAUAUAGACAUUAAUAUUAUCCUUAAACAUUUCUGCAAACUCUUGUAACACCUGUCAUUAUAAACAACUUUUAAAAAUCAAAGCAAUUUUUAAACAGUAGUAAAAUUGAGAUGUUCUUCAAUAUUAACACAUGGAAACACCAAAAUAUUCAACAUCCGUCGUUAAUUGUAUAUCUUUUUUGUACCAGUACAUGCUUUUAUUUUAAUUUUGUAUUCAUCCAGCAAAGAAUGUUAAGGAUAUAUGUACUCAAAAAGUCUUCAAAUUAAGAAACAACAAAAAAGCCUGACUGGGUAGUAUUUUACUUUUAACUUCUUACUUCCAUGUUCAAUUAUAAAAAAAAAAAAAAACAUAAGAAAGUGCCAAAAAAAAAUGACUUCUUUAUGACAGUAACUUUUCAAGUAAAUUACAAUUUUAGAAUUUCUGCAAUAUGUUAUUUUAAAUGGAUUUUUGUAUUGUAGUAUGUGAAACAAACAAAUAAAAUCCAGAGAUGCUUAUAAAAUGUACUGCCUUUUAAGUUUUAAAAAAGAGCAGCAUAAACAUAUGAAGAUAUCUGUGCUUUGGAAAACUGAAUUUAAAUAAAAUAUAUUUCCUCUGGUUAUAAAGAGUGUGGCUUUAAAUUAUGUCAA